Molecule: messenger RNA, 3301 nt
Organism: Bemisia tabaci
Lineage: Eukaryota; Metazoa; Arthropoda; Insecta; Hemiptera; Aleyrodidae
Source: RefSeq, a predicted model, not a curated record
CGCGGUACCUAUCGAUGCUGUAGCUGUAACAUUUUGUGGGUUAUGUUUUAAUGUAUAAUUCGUUUUGUGACACUCCGAUGCUUUCUACGAUUUUUAUUUACAGGUUUCGUAAGCUAUAAUUAGUUUUGGUUUUAGUGCAUUAAAGAAUUUACAAGUGAUGGAAGGAGAGGAAAAACAACGCAAUUUACGAGAACAACGCUAAGGCACUGAUCGGAAAUUGGUUUGUCCCAGCUACAAUCUCUUGAGUUUUCGGGGUUUCUAUGGUGAAGUCGGAUCACGGUUGCGAUCCCCUUGCUGGGCAAAAAAGGAUGGAGCAGACUUCAGAAGGUAUCCCCUUUGCAGAGCCGAAGAGUGAGCUUGCUUCUGAAGAACUAAUGCGGAACGGAAGCUACGGAGCAGAUCUUUGUCGAGAUGCGAGCCUGCUCGGUAAUAGAUCGGAACUUACUCAGCAGCAACCAGUCGUGUUUCUAAAACAUGUCGACGUCAACUUAUUCGGCAAUGCGCCAAUCCACACCGAUCGUCUGCAAAGACCAAUAGUACCUUUGGAAAAUCCUGAUGUCAAAGUUUUGAAGAACUCAGCAGGAUCCACUCUGUUUGAGCCCAAAUACGUUACUUCCUCAUUGCUGUCGGACGUAAAGGUAGAAGAAACAGAGGACGAAGACAUUCUGCCAACAGAUCACCCUCUCGAAGAUGCUGUCCUUCAUCUAGUUAAGCCGGAGAUAGACAUCGAAUACGCACAUGGGAUUUCAGCCAAUGAUGAACUGGAACUGAAACCGGAUAUCAAAAUGAUCAACGAGUUGGUACCUAUGGAGAUCAAAGGAGAUCUAGACAAUGCCCAAAAAGAAAUGCGGACACAAAGUUCUAACGUGCUGAAUAAUCUAGUUGUCCUGCUUGAACGACUCGACCCAGAAUUGGUACGCAGUCAUUUGAGAGCAUUAGAGCCUGCUGCCAAUUCGAGUCGUGUUGUCGCUUCAUCACAGCUGAAACCAGAGGAAAAUUCAAAUGUACGUCAAGACUGUGAUUGCAAUCAAGACCGCGGAAACCAUGGAAUCAGCCAACCAGUACUGGACAUUCCAAAGACACCAACGGACCAACAACAAACACGGUCCAACUCAAGGACCCUAAACAAGUCUGCUGCCACAAAUGAGGAAACGCAACAUCAUCAAACCUAUCCGUAUGUAUCUCCUCGUGGAAAUGAUUCAAUACCUCGUAAGAACUUUGCAACGGGUUCAAUGAAGACUCAACGGAAUAUUGGAAUUGGCAGAAAAGAGGUACCAUCGUCACAGUCAAAAACUGAUGCAAAUCAUGCAGAUAAUGAUGAAAAAAUAAUCAAAUGUGACCACAAUGCAAGGAAUGUUGUGCCCACCGGUGAGGUAUUUUCCUUGUCUCGUGGAGGUUCCGCAAAAUUGGAAUCAAAAGCGGGUCCUAGUGCACAAGUCGUGUUCAUUCCCAAAGAAGAUGGAUCAUUUCCGUGUGGCCAAUGCUCAUUGACUUAUAAGGCAAGGUCUAGUUUAAGAAGGCAUAUUCUCUGCGCACACUGUGUCAGUCGGAAGUUUGCAUGCAGCCAGUGCCCAAGCAAUUUUAAAGUAAAACAUUAUUUAAAACGGCACGUGAUUCGUGUCCACGUUGGUGAUCGCCCAUUUUCGUGUGGUCAAUGUCCGAAGAGAUUCAAAGUGAAAAGUGCAUUAAAGUUACACAUCACGUACGCUCACUGUACUGAUAAGCCCUUCUCAUGUGGUCAUUGUGGAAGCAGAUUCAAAACGAAAAUUCAUCUAAAGAGUCAUAUGCAUGUUCACUUGGACGAUCGCCCCUUCUCAUGUGGUCAGUGUGCAAAAAAAUUUAAAUCAAAGGGUGCACUAAAAACACACUUGAUAAAUGUUCACCCAGGCGAUCGUACCUUUCUCUGCCAUCAGUGUCCGAGCAAAUUCAAAUCAACGGAAGGAUUGAAGAAUCAUUUCAGGAGUGUCCAUGUCUAUCGACCCUAUCCUUGCGAUCAGUGCUUCAGCAAAUUCGAAACGAGGGAUGAUUUACAAGAACACAUCACGCAACACCACACCGGCGAUCAACCCCUCUCGUGUGACCAUUGCCCGAGCAAAUUUAAAACCAAGGGUGAAUUACAGACUCACGCUUGGCACACUCAUGACAGUCACCGGCCCUUCUUUUGUGAUCUGUGCUCGCGUAACUUUAAGUCGAAGUAUUGUUUAAACGGCCAUGUUAAAAAUGUCCACAGCACCGGUCGACCGUUUACGUGUGAUCAGUGCUCCAGCAAAUUCAAAUCAAAGAAUGGUUUACGAAUACAUGUCCGGAGCGUCCACGUCGUUGAUCGGCCUUUCACCUGUGGUCAGUGCUCAAGCAAAUUUAAAAACAAGCGCUCGUUAUCAUUCCACGUUGCAGGGGUCCACGGCGAUCAGAAUCAUCAGUGUGAUCUGUGCUCAAGAAAAUUCACCUUGAAAAGUCUUUUAAAUUCACACAUGAUUUCUCACAGCGACGAUCGCUGCUUUGCGUGUGGCGAAUGCUCGAGUAAAUUUAAAUCGAAAAAUUCAUUGAGGCAGCAUUUUCGGCACGCUCACAGUGAAGAUCGACCCUUUUCAUGCCCCCAGUGCUUGCUAAAAUUCAAGGCGAAGUUUGCUCUACAGAGCCAUGUGAGGAAUGCCCAUUCUACCGAUCGACCUUUCCCCUGCGAUCGUUGUUCCAAACGAUUCAAAUCGAAGGACUAUUUACAGGUGCAUAUGACUCGCGUCCACAGUGAUGUUCACCCCUUUCAGUGUGGCGAGUGCACCUGCAAAUUCAAAUUGAAGACUGAUUUACGAAAGCAUACGCUCCGAGUUCACAUCGGCGAUCGACGUUACUCUUGUGAGCAUUGCUCGAAGGGAUUCAAAACGAAGGGUGAUUUACGAAGACACAUCGGCCACGUCCAUUGCGUCGAUCGACCCUAUUCGUGCGAUCAGUGCCAGCGCAAAUUCAAAUCCAAGGAAGAUUCAAAAUCACACUUCAGGCAAGUCCACAUAGGGGAUCGACCCCACGCGUGUGGUCAGUGUUCAAAAAAGUUUAAACUCAAGGCCGCACUGAGGUAUCACUUGGAGGAAGUUCAUGUUGACGGUCAACCUUACUCGUGUGAUAUUUGCGCGGGUAAAUUCAAAUGCAAGCCCUCUGUGCGAAAGCAUAUGAUACAUACCCACGGCGCUGGCUAGCUUUUGUCGUGUGAUCAGAAGUCAAGUAAGUUCGAGGUGAAAUAGGAAAAAUGAUGGUGAAACAUCGAGCUAAAAUCCAAUAAAAAAUGUUCAGUAUAAUUCAGUUACAU